CAUACAGGGCAAAUCUGAUCCAGUAAAGUAGACAGCACGCGCACUACAAGUCCAUAUUCUCACUUUUGGAUACUUCACACAUACACACGCACCCUGCACCCAGCAUCUCCUGGAGAAGUAGGGCACCGUCCUCCCCUGACAAACCGACGGAGUGUGCAUUAAAAAGAGAGAUAUAAAGAUAAAAAACAAACACGGAAGAACCGCAUCCUCGCUGCGGGAGGCGAUGCCGUUUCCACACGGACCCAAGUCGAGCGUGCGGACCAUGGACAGCAGCUGCUAAAGAGUGAAGGAUGCAACCAAGCAGACAUUUCUGAGCUUGGAAAAGAGUAAACCCACUUCAUGUGACCUUCGGGAAAUGAAUAUGCUCUGCAGUGACGCAGUCCAGGAGCUGCUAUGGAUGUAGGUCCAAGUAGAAGAAUCAGUACCUUUGACCCAACAAAUCAGGACAGUGUCCAGACACAAAGUAAUAAGACAGAAGUCAAUACACAAAAAAAUAAACUUGCAUUAAAAGAAUUGCCGUCAACCUCAUAACAACAAAACACUUUUAUGCACAUUUUCUUUUUAUGUAUUUAUGACCUUUUCCUUUUGGAGUAAUGACUGUGGCGAAGUUAUGGGAUGUUUUAACCUGACCACCGGCGCUGCUAUUCCAUGUUAACACUUCCCACCUCUGAACCCACGGUGGUCCCUUUCCCGUUUCUCCGGACCCUCAGAAAUCCCCUUUUACUCACACGCCUGCCAUGCGUGCACACGUGGGACUCCUCUACCUGCUGGUGCAUGUGCUGGCAAAUGCAAGAGGGCAGUAUGACUUGUGCAAGUCUCUCGUGAGCACGGACGAAGGCGCUGUGUGGGAGCAUUACGCGUGCCAACCCAAAGCCCAGGCCAUGAAGGAAUACAUGCGCAUCCUCGUCGAGCCGCCAGGCGUCACCUGCGGGAACCCACCUGAGAGAUUCUGCACUCUGGAGAAUCCAUACCUCUGCAGUGAUGAAUGUGAUGCGUCUAACCCUGACCUGGCUCACCCGCCGCAGCUGAUGCAGGACCGCGAGCGCAGCGGCCUCAUCACAUACUGGCAGACGGUCACAUGGCGGCGGUAUCCCGAGCCUCUUCAGGCCAACAUCACCUUGUCCUGGAACAAAACCCUCGAACUCACCGACGACAUUCAGAUCACCUUCGAAUACGGCCGUCCCACCGUCAUGGUGCUGGAGAAGUCACUCAAUUUUGGCCGCACGUGGCAGCCCUACCAGUAUUACGCCGAUGACUGCUGGGAUGCGUUCAACAUUGCGCCGAGACGAGCACGCGAUCUGACCGCGGCCAACGUCACGCACGUCAUCUGCACAGAGCAAUACUCACGCUGGGUCGGGUCCAAGAACGAGAAGGUAGUGCGCUUUGAGGUGCGUUCCCGCUUCGCCAUCUUCGCCGGCCCGAGGCUGCUGAACAUGGAAGGCCUGUACACGCGGAUGGAGAGCAUGAAGGGUUUACGAGAUUUCUUCACGUUCACCAAUCUCAGGCUCCGCCUCCUCAGACCCGCUCUCGGAGGAACGUACGUCCAGAGAGAAAACCUGAUGAAAUACUUCUACGCCAUUUCUAACGUGGAGGUGCUGGCCAGGUGAGAACACACAAACAACUGAAG
Carassius auratus (goldfish) is the source of this 1627-nucleotide messenger RNA. Its product is annotated as netrin-G2-like. NCBI's taxonomy places the organism in Eukaryota, Metazoa, Chordata, Actinopteri, Cypriniformes, Cyprinidae. Gene Ontology annotation, biological process: axonogenesis; animal organ morphogenesis; tissue development. The record is from RefSeq and is a predicted model, not a curated record. The coding region runs from base 738 to 1607 and encodes 289 amino acids. The transcript is spliced from 3 exons.